Messenger RNA from Theobroma umbraticum, 1877 nucleotides. RefSeq names its product hydroxyproline-rich glycoprotein family protein. NCBI's taxonomy places the organism in Eukaryota, Viridiplantae, Streptophyta, Magnoliopsida, Malvales, Malvaceae. The record is from RefSeq and is a predicted model, not a curated record.
CAACCGCCUAGGCGUGUAAAAAUGAUUGUGGCUUGUGAGAAAGAAAACCCCUAAAAAGUCUAAAACCCUCCCGAGUUCAAGCCUUUGAAACAAACUGCUAAAACUCAGAGCUCUCGGACUUAAUUCCCAAAUCAAAUAGCUGAAACCCACAACCAAAUUCAAACGCAAAACGCCUAUUCUGAUGAUAAGUCCAAAUGAAAAAAUCCUAAAGUAUUAGGAGUAAUAAUUCGGUGAAACCCUAAAAGCAAAAACCACCUUGAGUAUUGAUUUGGUCCCUUGUCUUGAAAAUGUGAAGGAUGCAAAUUGUAAGAGGAGGACGGAUAUUCUGCUUCAAGCAAUCCGCAGCUCCUGCAACGUUGUUUGCUGAGGCAAGAAAUAUAGUGCGGCGUGGAAGAUCAUACGCCGCUUCUCUUCCUUCUGACUCUCCAAAGCGCAAAAGAGUCUCAAAGGAUGAACGACGAGCUAUGAUCGAAUCUUUCAUCACUAGGUAUAGAUCAGUAAACGCCGGGAAAUUCCCAUCUGCAUCUGCAGCUCAAAAAGAAGUGGGUGGCUCUUAUUAUGUUGUUAGGAAGGUUCUUCAAGAGUUGGAGUAUAAUUCUAAAGUAUGCUCCUCAAAUAGCAGUUUCGAAAAUUUAUCUGGAAAAGUUGUCAAUAAAGAGGAGAAAUCAUUUUCUGAAGUUCAAGUGGUCUCGACUGCUGUCAGAGUCCAAAAUGACACUUGUACAGAAGCUAUAGAUGAUGUGAAGAUGCUUGAUUCUGAUGACAAACAACUGGAGGCUGAGGGAGUGUUGCGAGUAUAUUCUUCAGAAGAGGAGACAUUUUCCAAAGGGGUUCUAAAGCCCCAAACUCCAGGUAGCCAUUAUGAUUUUGUUUUAGAAGAAAAUAUUGUGUUGAAAGAUGAUGCUAAGAGUCUUGAAAAACAAGAGGAUGCUAAAGUAGAGGAUGCUGGCAAAGAUAGUUAUGAUAAAUUUCAGAUUGUUCCAGACAAACAAAAAAGUGUGGAAGUUUCUGAUCAACACCUUGAAUCAGCAGAGGAGUGUAAAACUGAGUCUCAUGGUGUUCAGUCGGAUUUUGUUGGAGUAAAAGGUGACCUAGUAAAAAUAGAAACUGAGGUUGGACAUGCAGAGGGUGAUGAAAAGGAACAAAUUGCAUCUGAAGAGUUACUAAAUUCUGGUGGUCCAGAGCUUAAAGCUGAGCACCAUAGACAAUCCUCAGAAGAGGAAAAACAUGCAAGGAACUUCUUGAGUGAACAGAGUGAUGAUGCAGAAUUUUCAAAGAAGUCAACUCUUUGGGGGAACCUUAAGUCAUUUGCUGAUGGUAUCAUCAAUAUGUGGAGAAAGCUAUGAAUUCUUGUUGGCAUCACUGGGAGAAAGCUGUAAAUUUUUGUCAGGGCUAGGUUUAAUUGAACCUCUCUGCAACCUAAAUGUUGUUGGGCAAAGAUAAUGGUAAUAUAUGUCAACAAUGGAUGAUUUGCUCCUCGCCUCCUAUCCCUCUCUCUCCCUCUGUGCUAUUGCUAGUGAAUCUUAAUUAUAUGCCCUAUGCCCUUCAAUCAGUAAACUGUUAGAAAACAUAAAAGUAUUCUUUAGUAACUGCAGUGGGCGUUGGUGUCAUCAUUUCUUUGAUUGAUGGUUUGCGGAUAUAAGAUUCCCUACACCACUGGAAUUGUCAUGUGAAAGAGAGAAACGAAAGGCAUGGGAAUUUUGUUGAAGGUUCAAGUUUUUCCUCCUCCUUAAUGAUUUUUUCAAUGACUUUGCUGCAUGAAUGCUUAAGAAGUUAUUGUAGAGAAUGAAUACACCUGUAUGUGUCCUAUGCUUAGUUAUUUAUUUCCAGAAAGCGUGUGAGUUGGAUAUGCAUAAUUCUGUUACUACAUUGUCUUU